This is a messenger RNA of Mesorhabditis spiculigera, 1371 nucleotides long. NCBI's taxonomy places the organism in Eukaryota, Metazoa, Nematoda, Chromadorea, Rhabditida, Rhabditidae. The record is from the annotation of a GenBank genome assembly.
AUGGAGACCGAGGUCGACGUGCUCGACCUGUACAUGAAUGGCACGGAUUGGUGCUUUGACAUCAAGAAAUUCUACGAGAUCCGGAAUUCAAGUCCCAUGGCCUACGCAUUGCUCAUCAUGCAACCACUUGCCUCAUUUUGCGUCCUGGCCACAAUUUGGCAGGUACUCGCCAUUACGAUGGAACGAUACCUUGCCGUCACAAAUCCGCUAGAACAACGAACACUAAAAGCCAAAUUUGGAUCCAAGUGGAUUUGCGGAACAAUCAUUGUCGUCUCAGCCCUGUUGAACCUGAUCCCAGUACCGUUCGAGCGGAUGAUAACGGACUGCUUCUUGCUGAAAGCCGGGCCGGAAGGGAUCAAAACGUUUCACUACAGUCAAUUGCUGAAGAUCAAGGAGGAGGGCAGCUUGACGGCAGCGUUGCUGCACCUGAUCCCCGACUUUGUCUUCCGUGCCCCGCUCCCAAUCCUGGCCAUCGCCCUCCUGACCGGCCGCACGAUCAGGGUGUGCAACGAGAGACACGUUGGUGGCACUCUUGUUGCCAAGUCGAGGAGAAACAUUCAGCUCCAAUUGGCGCUACUCAGCUUCAAGUUCAUCCUGUGCAACACGCUGUACAUGUUCAACACCGUCCUGAUCGAGCUGUUCGGCAUUGGGCUAUACUUGAAGCCUGGCUGGAACUCGGACGAAGCGGCGGCUUGGCACUACAUGAACAGCUUCUACCUGACCGACGUCUCGAACCUGUUACUCCUCGUCCACUCGGCAACGAAUUGGCUGCUCUUCUACAAUUUCCCAAAGUUCCAGAGGAAGCAAAGUGCCGUCCUCCAAAGCUCGUCCUUCACCUCGAUUCAAAGGACUUCCAUGACGGAGCAUUUCGCUAAGUUUGCGCUGAAAACGAUCGCCAACCGGAAACAGCAGAUUGGGAGGGAAAUUUUGGCAAAGAUCUGCUACGACAUGCCGGCCGUGAAAAACGCAAUUUUCUCCGAGUUGGCAAGCCCUCAAAACUAUUCGCUAAUCCUGACGAGCCCACCGAUCCAGGAGUACGGCACAAAAGUUGGAGAAUUUUUGCAGACGUCGCUCGAAUGGUUCGCUGAUGCAUCAAGCCCAUAUUCAACUAUCAGAGAAACAUGUCGAAAAGGCGGGGCGGCUCAUUUUCAGAAUAGUUCUCAUUUUACGGCGCAGCAGUGGAAGCAGAUGCGGCAGAUUUCGGCAAGCAAAUGCACGCGUUCCACUUCGAUGAACGAGGAGGGUGAGUGGCGUAGCCGUCCAGUUUCGAUGAGGAGCCAACAACUCUCCUGUCAAAAAUCGUCUCGCGAAUCUUCCGGAAACGAGGAAAUGCAACUGCUCGUCCCGAUGAAUUGCAUGGAACAGACUUUG